Odocoileus virginianus texanus is the source of this 954-nucleotide messenger RNA. RefSeq names its product olfactory receptor 1N2-like. The record is from RefSeq and is a predicted model, not a curated record. Gene Ontology annotation, biological process: G protein-coupled receptor signaling pathway. NCBI's taxonomy places the organism in Eukaryota, Metazoa, Chordata, Mammalia, Artiodactyla, Cervidae. Gene Ontology annotation, cellular component: plasma membrane. Gene Ontology annotation, molecular function: olfactory receptor activity; G protein-coupled receptor activity.
AUGGACCAGAAAAACCAGUCCAGUGUCACUGAAUUCCUCCUCUUGGGGCUUUCUGAGAGGCCAGAGCAGCAGCCCCUCCUAUUUGGCAUCUUCCUGGCCUUGUACCUGGUCACCAUGCUAGGAAAUCUGCUCAUCAUCCUGGCCAUCGGCUCUGACCCCCACCUCCACACCCCCAUGUACUUCUUCCUGGCCAACCUCUCUUUGGCUGAUGCCAGUUUUUCUUCCACCACGGUUCCCAAGAUGCUGGUGAACAUCCAGACUCACAGUCAGACCAUAUCCUAUGGGGGGUGUUUGGCCCAGAUGCACUUGUUCAUGACAUUCGGGGCACUGGAUGACUUCCUCUUGGGGGUGAUGGCCUAUGACCGCUAUGUGGCCAUCUGCCGGCCCCUUCACUACUCCACACUCAUGAGUCCUCUUGUGUGCAUGCUCCUUCUGGCAGCAUGCUGGGUUCUCACCAACCUCGCUGCCCUCUUGCACACCCUGCUCACGGCCAGGCUUUCUUUCUGUGCAGACAACACUAUCCAUCACUUCUUCUGUGACGUGGUUCCUCUCCUGCAACUCUCCUGCUCAGAUACCAGCAUCAACCAGGUAGCCCUGUUCAUUGUGUGCUCUAUGAUACUGACUGGUCCUCUCUCCCUGAUCAUCCUGUCAUACGCACGUAUCAUCUCCAGCAUCCUCAGGGUCCCAUCUGCCUCUGGCAGGCAAAAGGCCUUUUCCACCUGUGGGUCCCACCUCACGGUGGUCUUCUUGUUCUACGGCACGGCAAUCGGGGUCUACCUGUGUCCUCCUUCAUCACAUUCUGGGGGUGAGGACAGGCUUGCGGCUGUGUUUUACACUGUGGUGACACCGAUGCUGAACCCCUUCAUUUACAGCCUCAGGAACAAGGAUAUGAAGGUGGCACUGAGCAGGCUUUUGGGAAUUCACACACUCUCUUCUCAGGGACUUUUAUCCUAA